AUGGACGAUGCAGACCUUUUUCGCGAGGCUGGACAAUCUAUGGUGGACCUGCUGAUCGCCUAUACCGAAGAACUUCGCUCUAAACGUAUGUCCGUGCUUCCUGCUGCCGAGGUGAGGCCGGGUCACCUCCUCGCCCAACUGCCCGAAGAACCACCCGAGACAGCGGAAGAUUUCUCAAGCAUUACCCACGACAUCUGGAACAAAAUAUUUCCAACUUUGUGGCUUUGCUCUGAACGUUGUAUCGCUUUGGUUCUGAUGAGCCUGAAAGUCGAUUCGUUGGUCACGUUGGAACCUGAGCUUCUGACUGCUGCCGAUGAGAUUUCUAGUCAGGAUGUAGCGCAGUUCAGUUACGUGAUCAAGCGUCCUAUUCAUCAUCUCUGCAGUUCAACAGCCAAUCCUCGAAAAGCCAAAACAACCUUAACAAAUCAUUGUCCAGCUGUGAAUUCUGGUUGUGCUCCCGAACUCUAUAAAUCCUCUCAAUGUCCUGCUGCUUUAGUCAAUGACAGAAUUCAUUCUCCAAGCUGUCCAUGUAUACAUUUACCAAAAGAGGUGAGAGUGGAGAUCCCAUCGGUAGUCCAAAUAUUUGCCCAUAGAUAUUGCCCUUGA
Messenger RNA from Protopolystoma xenopodis, 606 nucleotides. The record is from the annotation of a GenBank genome assembly. Lineage: Eukaryota; Metazoa; Platyhelminthes; Monogenea; Polystomatidea; Polystomatidae.